This is a messenger RNA of Limanda limanda (common dab), 829 nucleotides long. Its product is annotated as interferon-induced transmembrane protein 3-like. The transcript has 4 exons. The record is from RefSeq and is a predicted model, not a curated record. The coding region runs from base 178 to 675 and encodes 165 amino acids. Lineage: Eukaryota; Metazoa; Chordata; Actinopteri; Pleuronectiformes; Pleuronectidae. Gene Ontology annotation, cellular component: plasma membrane.
GAUGAUGAUGAAGAUGAUGAUGAUGUAACGCUCCACUCGUCCUAUCAGAGCAGCAGAGCAGAGUCUGAUGUCGGUGGCUGAGGGUCUUUCAUCCAGACGUGUGUGACUCUUCAUCAACGGACGACAGCAGGUCAGACGUGAACGUUUGCUCCUUGUGGCUGCUCAUGUUUUAAAGAAAUGGAUCCUGAUGGUAAGAGACGUGAGGCUGUUCCACUGUAUGAGGGGAAGUUUAAUGGGUACCCUGAACAGCCGGGACAGUUCGGCCCUCCUGGACAGUUCGGCCCUCCUGGACAGUUCGGCCCUCCUGGACAGUUCGGCCCUCCUGGACAGGGCGGACAGCCUGGACAGCCUGUUGGACCUGUAGUGGUUGACCAUACCACAGUGCAGAUCUCCACUGAGCCCCCCCGGGACCACAUCGUCUGGUCCAUACUCAGUCUUUUCUACGCAAACAUUUGUUGCCUCGGACUGGCAGCUCUCAUCUGCUCGAUCAAGGCCAGAGACCGGAAGAUGGCUGGAGAUAUGGUUGGUGCCCGACACCACGGCUCCACCGCCCGCACACUCAACAUCGUCGUUGCAUCUCUGGUUAUCGUCUGCAUCAUCAUUUCUAUUAUUCUCUUGAUCUAUCAACCAUAUAACUCAAUGUACAUCUACGGCUUUUGGGGCGGCAGGUUGUAAACGAGCUGAGUCGUCAGCUGCUGCUGCUACGUUCCUUUGAUCUGUCACAUUUUAUACACAUUUUAUACACAUUUUAUACCUUAAACAUGUGAACACGACUGAUUUGUGUUUGUGUGUCCAAACUGUUUCAUUUGACAAUAAAAGAGUUUCCUAA